AUGGAACCCAAACGCGAAGAGACCAAGAGGCGUGACAGCGAUAGGGAGGCGCAUCUCCGAAAAAUAUACGGAACACUGCCAAAUCGAGGCCAACUCCUCGACCAUCAACUCGAGAAAAGAACCUUUUUCGACUCUGGCGAUUUUGCGCUGUCAAAGGCCCGCAGAUCUUCCAGUAUGGGCAGCGUCACGACUGGCAGUGAGCAUCCGAACCGCGAAGGCAUCUCUCAACCGUUUUGCCCGGUGCCGGGUCUGAGCAAUCUUGAGCGGUCUAAUUCGAGGGAACAGAAGAAGGGCGAGGAUAUAUGCAAGAGCCAUCUCAGUGAGACGCAAAGCAGCAAGAAAUCCUAG
Messenger RNA from Trichoderma virens Gv29-8, 348 nucleotides. RefSeq lists its product as uncharacterized. NCBI's taxonomy places the organism in Eukaryota, Fungi, Ascomycota, Sordariomycetes, Hypocreales, Hypocreaceae. The record is from RefSeq and is a predicted model, not a curated record. The transcript has 2 exons. Bases 1 to 348 code for a protein of 115 amino acids.